AGCCAAUCAGAUUGCAAGUUCUUAAUCGGGGAAAUGCUAACUGCUUAUAGCAGGGUGUAAAAAGAAAGAAUAUAUUCUGGAUUUUGAAGCCCUGUGGUCGGAGGAUGACUUACAGCAAGUCUGUGAUUUCAGAAAUGUUAAUGAAGCCCCUGGGUAACUGUUAGCUUGUACUUUUGCUUUUCAGGGUCAUUAACAACAUUAAAGAUGUCACGCUGGGUUGUUACCAAGCAGUUGGAAUGUAAGGAAACAUUAACUACUGCACAGUUUCUGAAUGCAGUCCAAGUGUGGAUUAUUAAGCCUCAAGUUGUGAAUAAACACUAUUGUGGAAGCAAGAUACAGCAUGAAAAGAACAUCCAGAAAGUAGUGACAUCUUUUGAUCCAAUUACACUUCAAAAUGACUUUUAUCUAAAAAAAGAUGAAUCAUUGGAAGAACUGUUUGAGUAUAUGGUAUCACUGUUGUCUGAAUCAAGUUUCAAAGCCGUAGCUAAUGACAAUGUGGUUGACACAGUAAAUGUGACUCUCCGUGAUGUGAUUCCUAAGAGUCUUCAUAAAGAUGCAAAGACUGUGCGUGAACUGGUUAUUAAAGAUCCUAAAACAGCCACUGUAACAUUUAUACCUUUGGUUGAGUUCAACAAUACUGAACUCACAGACCAACAACCUCCAACAGGGCACACAUAUAGAAUAAGACAACAAAGUGGUGGUAUUACCAUGGAGAUCGUCAGUACUAGUAACAAUGACCUUAAUGAGACAGCGACAUCUAUAGUCUCAAGUACACAGAUAACAUUUCUAAACAAUCAGCUUUUGCCGAAGAUUGUCACUUGGGCAAAAAGUGAUUCAAGUAAACCUACGGAGGUUAGUUCUCUUACCCUUGUGCCUAUUGAUGAGUACUCCAGGACUUACAACAGGCUGAAACAGGAAUAUGGCCAGAACCUUGUAGCUAUUUGGCCAGAAACUACUGACCCUUUGAAGUUUGUAUACGAAGAUUGUGCCAUAGCUGCUUAUCUCAUAACACUGUGGAACACUGGUAGUCAUAGUAACGAGGGUGCUCUUACGAAGCAGAGUUUUGUGGAUCUUGGAUGUGGCAAUGGACUGUUGGUGUAUAUUCUCUCAGGAGAAGGACAUAGGGGUCUCGGGUUAGAUGUCAGGAAGCGUAAGAUAUGGGAUCUCCUAGGAGAUAAAGCUAAUCUACAGGAAACUCCCGUAACUCCAUCAGACAAAACAUUGUUCCCUGAUUAUGAAUGGAUCAUUGGUAACCAUAGCGAUGAAUUAACACCAUGGAUACCAGUAAUGGCUGCCAGAUCAUCAUACACGACGAAAUAUUUUGUGUUACCCUGUUGUCAUUAUGACUUCCAGAGUAAGUUUAAUGAAAGACAGCAAGGUUUGAGUAGCUAUCGAAGUUACUUGAAGUUUGUGAAGAAAGUUGGCCAGGUAUGUGGAUUCAAGGUUGAGGAAGACCAACUAAGAAUACCAUCAACAAAGAAAGUGUGUUUCGUGGGUCAAAACAGAACCUACCCACGGGAGAACCAAACUGAUAUCAGUGAUAAGAUUACAGAAUUUAUUGCUUCAAGAUGUAACACAAAUACAAGCAUGAGUGAAGUUGCGCCAGAUAAAUCUGAUGGAAAUUCAGAUGACGUAAUUGAUGCCGGCGCAAGGGGUGAAAAUGAUUCAUGGGCUUCAGAGUUUAAAGCAAGGAGUAAUAUUGAAACAACUAGGAAUUGUACACAUGUGGACAUCACAAUCACAACUCAGAUCAUCAAUUCAGUGUUUCAUGCUGUGUUAGGAGCUCCUGACAAUGUUGGUAACCUAAGUGAUAAAGUAGCUGAUGAUGCUGGGUCAAGUAAAGAAAGCAAGAUGCAUGACGGAGAUGUAUGUAAGAUUGAUACACCCAAGAUUGAUACACCCAAGAUUGAUACACCCAAGAAACGGGGAAAUGAGUCCUCUGCUGUUGAUAUCAAUAGUAGAGAAACUGAUGCAUCCGUCUCACGGAAGGGCAACUGGAGAAGGGGCGGAGCUAUACCAUUAGGAGAUGUUGUCAAGUUGUUCAGUAGCGAUAUUCUUCAACAGUUAAAGAAAGAAUGUGGAGGGAUUCAAACCUUGUUGAAGAACCAUCAUUAUAUCUUUAAAGUAGUCGGAGGUAAGGUAUCCCUCAGACACCCUGGCGAGGUACAACCGAAGAUUGCGAAGAAACGUAAAUGGAAUGAAACUGAAGGGAGUGUCACCAAAUGGCAAAAAACUAAACUAUGUUGGUUUAAUGAUAACCACCCAGAUGGCUGCCCAUUAGACUCUGAGAAAUGUACAUUUGCUCAUGGACAAAAUGAUUUAAAAACAGUCUGUAAACAGGAUAGAGGUCCAUGCAAUAAAUAAGGCAACGUGAAAGAGUAGAAGUAAUGGUGAUAAUGUAAAUAGGGAUUGGGGAUCAGGCCCAUACCCAGCAUUUCCAAGGUAUUCACUUCUCAAAAAUUUCUAUGGGAGUUCUCAUUUGACUACUUUGGCCCAGAAUCACUUGAAAAGGAAUCGCAUUGGUGAAAACUGCAUAAUUUUGAAAGGAUUUUUGGCCAUGGUGAGUGCCCUCGAACCCCCCUCCCCCUCCCAGCUACAGGCCUUGGGAUUAUUGUGUUAAUUCAAGGUGUAGGCUAGUGUAAAUAAAUAAAUUGUUUAGUGUAUUUUAAUUGUUUGUUUAAUUGUAACAAAUUUUUUCAAAGUGUAGGUUUCAUAUGAGACAAGUGUAAAUAAAUAAAUUGUUUAGUGUAUUUAAUUGUUUGUUUAAUUACAGGAAUUUUUUCAAGGUGUAGGUUUCAUAUGAGGCUAGUGUAAAUAAAUAAAUUGUUUAGUGUAUUUAAUUGUUUGUUUAAUUGUAAAGUGAUUUUGAAAUAUUCCAAUGCUCCACCAUAUGGACAUCAAAUCCAAUCAAAUGCUCUAUCCAGAGUUGAGAAUUCAAUUCAUCAUACUGGUCCCCUACUGGACCAAGCAGCAUACUAGUAUUUAAAAUCUCCAGAGAUUUAAGAAUGAACUUCAAAAAUUGCUGCUGAUCAAAGGCUAUUCUUGCAUUUGAAAGAGGCAAUGCUGCAUCAUUGUGACAUAUAGUUGAUGUUUGAGGAUGAAAAGGGCUACGAAUUUCAUUUGUGACCUUGUUCUUCAUACCUCUGACACCCCUGUUACCAUAUAGCAUUUUGAGACUAUAGGUUGGAGGAUGGAAUUAUCAUAAUGCUAUUCUACAAUCUGUACUAUUUUAUUAUUAAAAAACAUAAUGUAUCUCAAAGGGGCACUUAUAAUUUCCUGGACACAUUGCAUUGCACUUGUUUGAAACGCAGCACUAUGAUUGCUGAAGAUCAGGGGUGAACUUGAAAAUUGAAAAUGGGAGCUAAAAUGCAUUCCCAAAUUAGGAUAUACAUUUUUAACCUGACCCAAGGUCCAAACUUACUUUGAAGCCACUUAUUCAUAAGCCACUUUUAUAAGCUUAGUGUGUCACCACUACAAGGUGGUCGGCUGUUGGUGUUUGACAGUUGGUGUUCGUUGGUCGGUGUUUGGCAUCUGAAACAAAUGGCAG
Messenger RNA from Owenia fusiformis, 3547 nucleotides. Lineage: Eukaryota; Metazoa; Annelida; Polychaeta; Sabellida; Oweniidae. The record is from the annotation of a GenBank genome assembly.